Molecule: messenger RNA, 1371 nt
Organism: Neoarius graeffei (lesser salmon catfish)
Lineage: Eukaryota; Metazoa; Chordata; Actinopteri; Siluriformes; Ariidae
Product: dynein regulatory complex subunit 5-like
Exons: 4
Coding region: 16-1371 (451 amino acids)
Molecular function (GO): protein binding
Source: RefSeq, a predicted model, not a curated record
GUCUGUCUGUCUGUGAUGACUCUGACCAACCUAACAAGCCCGCCAAUAAAAAUGCUUAACCCUGAGACAGACCAUGGAAAGCUGCGCAGAAUUAGAGCUGAGGAUCUGGAGUGGUCUUUAGUUCUGGUGCCUUCACUGACACAGCUGUGCCUUCAACACAUUGUCGAAAAUUUUAAAGAUAAUCCCAUUUUUGAGGAGCUCCUGCCUGAACAUCAGGCCUCUGUCCUGGAGAAUCUGCCUCCAACUCUGCCUCUGUCCAUAACAGCAAACCUGAUCAGCGACGAGAGCUACUGGAAGCGUUACUGUCAGAGCCGCUGGAAAAUGUGCGAUGCCUCUGAAUAUGGCCACAGUUGGAAGCGCAUGUUCUUUGAACGCCAUCUCGAGAACAUUAUUGAACAUUUUGUCCCAGAUCUGACUGAUAGCAAAUUGGUGCUGGAGUUUGUGCCACUGUGCAAAGAAUAUGUGAAGCGGCUGAGGAUCUCUCAGCUUCUGCCCCCAAUUAAGGAGCCGCAUACUUUUGAGGAGCGCGACGGGGCAGAUUCGGUCAGCGAUUUUUCCACUGACGAGACCUCAAUGGAUCACUUUGACUUCCAAAUUCUGCUCAACAAACUGAACAACCUGGAAGAGCUACAGUUGGUUUAUGGUGUAAAAAACUGUGGAAUGAACUUUCAGUGGCAUCUGUUUCAGUUUACUAUCCGCGACUGUCAAUCAUUGGCUGAGGCCGUGAAAUCCUGCAAAUCUUUGAAGGUUCUCCGAAUCCAUCGGAGCAACAUAGAAGAUGAAAAGUGUCGCAGGCUGGUAAGCCACCUUCUGGAUCACCCAUCCCUGUCAGAGCUCGACCUCUCACACAAUCUCAUAGGGGAUCGAGGGGCGAGAGCCAUCGGUAAACUCCUCAACAGCAGCUGUCUAAAAACACUGAACCUUUAUGACAACUGGGUCGGUGGACAAGGAGCUCAAGCCUUAGCCCAUGCCCUGUCCAAAAACACCUCCCUAGUGUCACUCAACUUGAGAUUGAACCAGCUAGGGGAUGAAGGUGGCCAGGCUAUAGCUCAGGCCCUGCUAAAAAAUCAGACUCUGGUAAACCUUCAGUUAGGGGCCAAUGAGAUGACGGAGCCCACAGCCACAGCAUUCUCACAGGUCUUAGUACAGAACACGACACUGAGGAACCUCAACCUGUCCUGCAACAAACUGGGAGUGGAUGGAGGGAAGGCCUUGGAAGAAGGGAUGUCACACAAUAGCAGCCUGCUGGAAUGUGAUGUUCGCCUCACUGAAAUUAGCCUGGAGAGUGAGGACUGCAUCCGUAAGGUGCUGUGCACCAAUCAGGACAAAGCCCAGCGCGAACACACACAGGACACAGCAAACACCAAAUAA